AACCUCUUGAAACAUUGCAAAAUUUCUGUACAGAGUUGGGGAGCAGUUUUCCUAAUGAUGAGUAAAAAAGAAAAAGCCUGGGACAUGUAAAGAACUGGAAGGGAAGGGGGAGAAUGUGGAAAUCCUAUUCCAUAUUUCUCCACCAACAUGCUUUAAGUUCUUGGGAGCUUAAGCAGGCUGAUUCUCCCUCCCUCUUUCAUGGUUGCUCAACUGCUAUUAACAUUGUUUCUCUUCUGGAAUAUAUUUAAUGGUUUUUGAUUUCCCCCCCUUUAUUAGUUGUUCUUCUCUGAGAGGAGGACAUCUUGCUGGGUGUUUCCCACCCCAUCCUUAGGGAGGCAGGAACCAAAAACUUCACUUCCUGUUCUCUUGGAGGAACACGCCCCCAAGCUCAGUUUAGUUCCUGCCUCGUUAGGGAGAGCAGCACUUUACUAGCACUCGUGCUUUACUUGGAUAUUUUUUCUUCUACCUUUUCUUCUAUUUUUACAAAAAUCUCUCUAGCUAUUCUAAAUGUUAUUUUUCUAAUUGUUCCAUCUUUGUCUAUACUCCUCCUUUCUCUCUGCUUCUUUCCUUCCUCCUCCCUCCUUUCCCGCCUGACGCCCCGGCUGGGGCAUGUCUGAGAGGGAAGAUUCGGAUGGCUUUUUUUAGUGAGGACGAGUCCGGAAAAGCGAUUUUGAUAGCUCAGAGGUCCUACAGCCAAACUGAAACCAUGUCCUUGGCUCCCGCGGCUGCGGCGAGUUCCUCCACAUCAAAGAAAUCUGGCGGGAAAAAACGGCCCCGCUCUCCAAGCUCGGAGCACAUUGCAGGCGCCAUCUUGGAUCAGGCAGCAAAGCGCAAAACUCCAGAGGAAGGAGUUGGAGGCUGCGGGGCGGCUGUCGCCGCUGCUAUAAGCCAUGAUUAUGCUGAGGGUGAAUCUCUUGAGUUCCCGAAUGCCCAAGAUCCGCCUGAUCGCAGAGACGAGACAUCUCCAAAGGGUCUACCCGCAAGUAGCCCUGACAGCAGCGGAAAUGCAUUAAUAACCCCUGAGGGUGCUGGUGUUUCCCAUCCCUAUGAUAGUGGGCACAUAGCAAUGACUUAUACUGGCCUCUGCUGCCUAGUAAUUCUUGGCGAUGACUUGAGCCGAGUAAAUAAAGAAGCCUGCUUGGCAGGACUAAGAGCUCUCCAGCUGGAAGAUGGGAGUUUUUGUGCGGUCCUUGAUGGAAGUGAAAAUGACAUGAGAUUUGUAUACUGCGCUUCUUGUAUAUGCUACAUGCUCAACAACUGGUCAGGAAUGGAUAUGAAGAAAGCCAUAGACUAUAUUAGGCGAAGCAUGUCCUAUGAUAAUGGGCUUGCCCAAGGAGCUGGACUUGAAUCACAUGGUGGCUCCACUUUUUGUGGUAUUGCAUCAUUAUGCCUGAUGGGUAAACUGGAAGAAGUCUUUUCAGAGAGAGAACUUGACAGGAUAAGAAGAUGGUGCAUCAUGAGGCAGCAGAAUGGCUAUCAUGGCCGGCCAAAUAAGCCUGUAGACACCUGCUAUUCGUUUUGGGUAGGAGCAACUCUUAAGCUUCUGAAAAUAUUCCAGUAUACAAACUAUGAAAAGAACAGAAAUUAUAUAUUAUCAACCCAAGAUCGCCUUGUUGGUGGAUUUGCUAAAUGGCCAGAUAGUCACCCAGAUGCUCUGCAUGCAUACUUUGGGAUCUGUGGCCUGUCAUUAAUGGAUGAGUCUGGCAUUCGUAAGGUUCACCCUGCCCUGAAUAUAAGCACAAGAACCUCAGAACGCCUUCAGCACCUUCAUGAGCUCUGGACAACCAGGGACUCUAUACCGUGUUCAGAUGAUGUGCACAGUGCCACAUGACUGAUUCAGACUCCAGUUGAGCUUGGUAGCAUAAUUGUAGCCCAAGGUUAAAGCCAUGUACAACCAAUGUGCUCUUUUAAGUGCUGGAAUCAUACAAUCAAAUGCAUAUUACUGGCAUCAUUGUGACAGCAACUGGCCUUUAGCCAGUUAUUCUGGAGUUGGAUUAAAAAAGAAGUUGCUUGCACCUACAAAUACUCCAACAGACUCUGUUUUUAAGAAUCUCUUCAAGGCAGAAUUAAUGACUAGUUAUAUUGUGUUACUUCACAAUAGUUAUAUUGUGUUACUUCAAACAGUGCAAUGGAAAGUGUAAUAAUAAUAAAAAGGGUAUCCACAAUGUAUUGACAUAUUUUCAUACUUAAUCUUUUGCGUUUAAUUGACACAGGCUUCGUAUAAAAUCUUAAAAUUAAGUGGAUUGCUGAAAGGUGUCCUUUUAAGGUAGAU
This is a messenger RNA of Gekko japonicus, 2272 nucleotides long. RefSeq names its product protein geranylgeranyltransferase type I, beta subunit (gene PGGT1B). The transcript has 7 exons. Gene Ontology annotation, cellular component: CAAX-protein geranylgeranyltransferase complex. The record is from RefSeq and is a predicted model, not a curated record. Lineage: Eukaryota; Metazoa; Chordata; Lepidosauria; Squamata; Gekkonidae. Gene Ontology annotation, molecular function: CAAX-protein geranylgeranyltransferase activity. The coding region runs from base 632 to 1831 and encodes 399 amino acids. Gene Ontology annotation, biological process: protein geranylgeranylation.